Messenger RNA from Phyllostomus hastatus (greater spear-nosed bat), 597 nucleotides. RefSeq names its product extensin-like. The record is from RefSeq and is a predicted model, not a curated record. The transcript is spliced from 3 exons. The coding region runs from base 1 to 597 and encodes 198 amino acids. Lineage: Eukaryota; Metazoa; Chordata; Mammalia; Chiroptera; Phyllostomidae.
AUGGGAGUGUGCACCCCCGCCCCGUGCACCCCCAGCAUGAGCAUUCAGGGUCCCACUGUGCCCGGUGAUGGGCCCGACACCAGCCUCCAGGCGGCUGUGAAGGUGCCGCCGGCUAGUGUGCACACGCUCAAACAGCACAGUCUGCAAAACGACGCAAUUUUGGACGACGGGCAGGCUCCUGCCUCCGAGCCUGUUCCCUCUAGGACCCCCAAAGAUAGCCCUGCCACCCCUCGGCCAGCCCAGCCCGACCCCAGGCUGCACCUGGAGCUCCCUCGCAUCCAAAAUACCGUCCACUGGACGACGCCGCUGCAGCACGACCCUCCGGGCGUCCUCGAGGAGGAAGAGCCGGGGUGCCAGGGAGGUCCCGGGGGCCGGAGAGAGACCACCCGGAGCCCGCGGCCCGCGAGCCGCGAGCCCGCCCUCUCCCUGUUCCCAUUGGCUCUGCGGGCCUCGGCUUCUCAGCCAACCCCGUCCCAGGCCGCCCCGGGUCGCUGCGGCAAACUCCGCCCACCGCCGCUCCCUGCUGCCCCCCAGUGGUCGGAGCCAGUAUCGUACAUCCCUCUGUACCAACCCAACUCCCAGCCUCGGAGAGGUUGA